CGUUAUUGCUUCUGCUUCUUUCAUCUUCAACAUUAUCAUCGAUCAACUAAGAGAGAUGGAAGGAGCAGUGGAGAUGGAUGUGGAAGAAGAAUCAACCCCCAGCUCAAACUCAUUCAAGCGCGUCGGACUCAAAAACUAUAUCCAAACUAAUUUCGGAGAUGAUUACGUCUUCGAAAUCGUUCCCAAGGAAGAUUGGAGCUCAAUGGCGGUGUCACUCUCGACGAACGCCGUGAAAUUUUACUCUCCGGUGAGUGGACAGUAUUUGGGGGAAUGUAAAGGUCACACUUCAACGAUCAAUCACAUUUCCUUUGCGGCGAGUCCUUCACUUCCGCAUGUGCUGCACUCUUGUUCUUCCGAUGGCACCAUCAGAGCUUGGGACACUAGGUCAUUCCACCAGGUAUCUUGCAUAAAUGCGGGGGCUUCUCAAGAGGUAUUCAGCUUCUCAUUUGGGGGAGCAGCUGAUAAUCUUGUUGCAGCAGGGUGUAACUCUCAGAUACUCUUCUGGGACUGGAGGACCCAAAAGCAGGUUGCAUGCUUGGAUGAAUCUCAUAUGGAGGAUGUUACUCAAGUUAAAUUUAUUCCAGGCCACCAAAACAAGCUUCUUUCUGCUUCUGUUGAUGGAUUGAUGUGUUUAUUUGAUACUGCUGGGGAUAUCAAUGAUGAUGAUCAUUUGGCCUCAGUGCUCAAUGUUGGGACGUCAAUUGGAAAAGUUGGAUUUUUUGGAGAGACAAAUAAAAAACUUUGGUGUUUAACUCAUAUAGAAACGUUAAGUGUCUGGGACUGGCAAGAUGAAAGGGCCGAAGCAACAUUUGACGAUGCCCGGUCUUUGGCAUCCAAAAACUGGAUUUUAGAUCAGGUGGACUAUUUUAUUGAUUGCCACUACUCAGUCGAGGAAGACCGCCUGUGGGCAGUAGGCGGGACAAAUGGUGGCACAAUAGGAUACUUUCCCAUAGGUUACAAAGGGACUCUAGCAAUUGGGCCCCCAGAUGUUGUUUUACAAGGUGGACAUGAAGGUGUAGUUAGGAGUGUGGUGCCAGUGUCCAGAUUGCCCGCUGGAAUCACUCAAAACAAAGGCAUAUUUGGAUGGACGGGAGGUGAAGAUGGUCGCCUAUGUUGUUGGCUGUCUGACAGAUCAGCUGAUAUGAACCGAUCAUGGAUCUCAAGCACUCUAGCUUUGAAAUCGCCAAAACCACACUUGAAAAAGAGGCAUUCUCCAUAUUAGCAGCACUUAUGUUGUUGUAAAGUAGUUUAUACCCUGUGUGUGCGUGUGUGUGUAUGUAUGUGUUUUUUUCAGUCAUGUUUAUUUAGAGUAGAUUCAUUUCUCCUUGAGACAAGUAUCUUUUUCCUAGUUUUAGUAGUUUGUAGUUUGAGUGGGCUUUGGUUUUCGGGUUCUCACAAAAUUUUCUCGACUUCCGAAUGUUGCACUUAUACAGUAAUGAAUUGUGAUAUCUGGCAAAUUUAGAU
This is a messenger RNA of Ipomoea nil (Japanese morning glory), 1464 nucleotides long. RefSeq names its product WD repeat-containing protein 89 homolog. Lineage: Eukaryota; Viridiplantae; Streptophyta; Magnoliopsida; Solanales; Convolvulaceae. The record is from RefSeq and is a predicted model, not a curated record. Bases 56 to 1222 code for a protein of 388 amino acids. The transcript is spliced from 8 exons. Gene Ontology annotation, molecular function: protein binding.